Molecule: messenger RNA, 2425 nt
Organism: Triplophysa rosa
Lineage: Eukaryota; Metazoa; Chordata; Actinopteri; Cypriniformes; Nemacheilidae
Exons: 3
Coding region: 225-1625 (466 amino acids)
Biological process (GO): apoptotic DNA fragmentation
Cellular component (GO): nucleus; mitochondrial inner membrane
Molecular function (GO): RNA endonuclease activity; metal ion binding; nucleic acid binding
Source: RefSeq, a predicted model, not a curated record
GAAGAGGUCAGAGGAACUCUCAGACACGAGCUUCAGAACUGAAAGCUAAGAGUAUACUUAUUUUCCUCUAGAUUAGACUUUAGUUUUUGUUUGCUGGUGAAAUAUUAAACUACAUUUAGCUUAAAUAUACAUAAGAACUGAACAGACAAGGGUAGAAAAGAACUGACAUUUCAUCAGAACUGCACAUCUUGUCCUUCAUUUGUGUGAAGGAUCUUCAGGUCAAGAUGUCCAAAAGGAAAACCUCUGAUCUAGACACUACGCGUAAAGGAGGAAGAGCGCCACCAGAAGUGUCUUUAGAUCAUGUAUUGAAGGAUUUGUUAGAAUAUUUUAAAGGUUUUAAGGGCUUACGGGAUGCUGAAAAUGAGAUAAAAAAGAAAUAUAACAUUGACAAGAACACUACAGUUUGGAAUGAGGAUGAUGUUAAAAAAGCGUGGGGGAAAACAAAACGGAUGGAUAAAUACUCAAGAAGAAGAAAAACCUGGUCUCUUGCGAUAAUCUUGCAAGCGAUGUAUGACAGAGCUGAUAAUAGCUUCGGGAAAAGGUAUUUUCCUGAGGACUACACCAAAGAUGAUGACAGUAUCAUGUUUUUGGAUGCGCCGCAAAAGAGGAAAAAAUUUGGGUCAAAUGUGAGAAUAAAUGUGGUGGCAAAUGCAGGGGCAGAAAGUCAACACUCAACUUGUGAAAAUAAAGAAAGCACAAAUGACAAUGAAGGAACAAAUAAUUACUACCUUAGAAGCUCUAAAGGCAAUGCAGACUCUCAAACAGGCUAUAUACGGAUCCCACUUUCAUUUAUGGAUGUAUCAAAUAGGACCAUUUGCCCUCAGACGCAACAAGCAGGGCAAAAAAUGUAUAAACUGAUCGAUGGAGUUCCCUCACUUACUCAAACCAUGAAGAAAACAUCUUAUGUUAUGCAAUAUGACAAUCGAACCAGGAAUGCCGCAUGGGUGUUUGAAAUACUGAACAAAAAAACUUUAGAAAGAGUGGCUGAACACUCUACAAACUUUUUUCAGGACAGCAUGAUUCAUGAAUAUUUUAGAGCAAUUAACAAUACAAGAUCUAAUGAAGAGUACAGGAAUGGACAAUACCACAGAGGUCAUCUGGCUGCUGCCGCCAACCACAAAUGGAGCCAGAAAGCAACUGAUGAUACAUUCCUUCUCAGCAACAGAGCACCUCAGAAAGGGGACUUAAACAAAAGUGGAUGGAAAAAUUUGGAAGAAAAGUGUCGAGAAUACACCACCACCUGUCGUAAUUUUUAUGUGUACAGUGGUCCACUUUACUGCCCUACAGAACGCAACGUGUCUAAAAUUACAUAUCGGAUCGUAGGAGAUAAAGCUGUGCCAAGUCAUUUCUUCAAGGUGAUAAUUCUGGAAAAAAAUGAUGGAACACUGGAUGUAGAAUGCUAUACAGUGGCCAAUGCCGAUAACCAACCAUAUAAGACACGUAAACUUUAUGAAAUUGAGAGAAUGUCUGGACUGGUGUUUAGUGAAAAGAGUCCGUCCGUGAGCAAUGAAGAAGAAAGAGUGACGGUGCGGUGGAAAGCAGAAGAAAAAACAAGUGAAAUGAACUCUGUAGAUACAACAUUUACAAUAACCCGUAGUCAGGAUUCAAAGGAACAGGUCUUCUAGGGUCUGGGGAGAGCACGUGUGAUGAAGAAACACCAGUGUUUAGAUUCAUUCGAUGUCUGCAUAACUCUCUUUAACCAAUUCAGCAGCAAGUAUUUCAAUGAAUCAAAGCACACCAUGUUUUCAAAUGUAUUACACCUUGAUUCUAAUGGGUUGUUUAGUAUAAUUUAUUAUACUUAUUCCUUUAGAUUCUGAUCACUAGAAAUAUUCCACAUGGUCAAUAAUGACAUGCACCAGUCAAAUGUUUCUUAAAGAUACCUCCUAUGAAGUCCAUCACACGGAACAACUGAAAACCUGCCUGUUCUGCCUUCACCUGAAUAUGACCCUGUGAGCAGUCUGACUUUGUUUAAAAAAAAGUAGGUGUGUUGUUCAUUUUUCUGUAAAGCUUUGACUCUGUUCCUACAUGUAAAUACAGCUUUGUGGACUAUAGCUUAUUGUUGACCUCUUAAACAAGAUGUUAAAUGCUCUCUCACUUGUAGGUUGCUUUGGAUAAUAUCAUCUGCAAAAUGAAUACAUGUAAUUUGUGAAAAUGUAUCUAGUCUUUUUCUAACAUAUGAUAUUGAUUAUGCCAUUUAUAUAACUGUUACUGUCAUAAUGUUGUAACCUGAUGAGAUGUUUCACGAGUGGACACAACAGACAGGCCAUCUGUUGAAGAAAACCGAGAAAGGUUGUUUGACUUUGUGUAGCCUGUGAUUGUUUUACUCGAUAUUCACCUGAUAUCUGAUAUUCAUUUAUUCUGCAUGUAUUCAAUUCAAUAUUGUAGUUCUCUAUAAAUCUUUGAGCGAUAUCAGUCUGUUUUAAUU